AUGACUUAUGUGGUCAAGCAUUUGAACAAUCACAUCCAGCAACCUAACCCCAACAUCUGUCCUGAUCCAAACCCCAGCAUCUGUCCUGAUCCAAACCCCAGCAUCUGUCCUGACCCUAACCCCAACAUUUGUCCUGAUCCUAACCACAACUUCUGUCCUGAUCCUAACCACAACUUCUGUCCUGACCCCAACCCCAACAUCUGUCCUGAUCCAAACCCCAGCAUCUGUCCUGAUCCGAACCCCAACUUCUGUCCUGUUCCUAACCACAUCUGUCCUGACCCCAACAUCUGUCCUGAUCCUAACCACAACAUCUGUCCUGAUCCUAACCACAACAUCUGUCCUGAUCCUAACCACAACAUCUGUCCUGAUCCUAACCACAUCUGUCCUGACCCCAAUCCCAACAUCUGUCCUGAUCCUAACCACAUCUGUCCUGAUCCUAACCACAACAUCUGUCCUGACCCAAACCCCAACAUCUGUCCUGACCCAAACCACAACUUCUGUCCUGAGCCCAACCCCAACAUCUGUCCUGAUCCUAACCACAUCUGUCCUGACCCCAACCCCAACAUCUGUCCUGACCCUAACCCCAACAUCUGUCCUGAUCCUAACCACAACUUCUGUCCUGAUCCUAAUCCCAACGUCUGUCCUGAUCCUAACCGAAGCAUCUGUCCUGAUCCUAACGUUUGUCCUGAUCCUAACCCCAACAUCUGUCCUGAUCCUAACCCCCACAGCUGUCCUGAUCCUGAUCGUAACGUUUGUCCUGAUCCUAACCCCAACAUCUGUCCUGAUACUAACCCCAACAUCUGUCCUGACCCAAACCCCAACAUCUGUCCUGAUCCUAACCCCAACGUCUGUCCUGAUCCUAACCCCAACAUCUGUCCUGACCCAAACCCCAACAUCUGUCCUGAUCCUAACCACAACUUCUGUCCUGAGCCCAACCCCAACAUCUGUCCUGAUCCUAACCACAUCUGUCCUGACCCCAACCCCAACAUCUGUCCUGACCCAAACCCCAACAUCUGUCCUGAUCCUAACCACAACUUCUGUCCUGAGCCCAACCCCAACAUCUGUCCUGAUCCUAACCCCAACGUCUGUCCUGAUCCUAACCCCAACAUCUGUCCUGACCCAAACCCCAACAUCUGUCCUGAUCCUAACCACAACUUCUGUCCUGAGCCCAACCCCAACGUCUGUCCUGAUCCUAACCGAAGCAUCUGUCCUGAUCCUAACGUUUGUCCUGAUCCUAACCCCAACAUCUGUCCUGAUCCUAACCCCCACAGCUGUCCUGAUCCUGAUCGUAACGUUUGUCCUGAUCCUAACCCCAACAUCUGUCCUGAUACUAACCCCAACAUCUGUCCUGAUACUAACCCCAACAUCUGUCCUGACCCAAACCCCAACAUCUGUCCUGAUCCUAACCCCAACGUCUGUCCUGAUCCUAAACCCAACAUCUGUCCUGAACCUAACCCCAACCCAAACCCCAUUUCUGACACCAACCCUAACCACAGCCCUAGACGUUUCUGUGGAGUCAUUCUUCAGCCAACCCCCAAUCAGGGUAUGGGAAGUCCUGGACCAGAAAAGUGCAGUGGGAGCGACUUGAUAAAUUGCGACUGA
Dunckerocampus dactyliophorus (ringed pipefish) is the source of this 1602-nucleotide messenger RNA. RefSeq lists its product as uncharacterized. The record is from RefSeq and is a predicted model, not a curated record. The transcript has 3 exons. Bases 1 to 1602 code for a protein of 533 amino acids. Lineage: Eukaryota; Metazoa; Chordata; Actinopteri; Syngnathiformes; Syngnathidae.